Columba livia (rock pigeon) is the source of this 4253-nucleotide messenger RNA. It is a transcript of the gene SYDE1, whose product is annotated as synapse defective Rho GTPase homolog 1. Gene Ontology annotation, molecular function: GTPase activator activity. The transcript has 8 exons. Gene Ontology annotation, biological process: signal transduction; regulation of Ras protein signal transduction; cell migration. The record is from RefSeq and is a predicted model, not a curated record. Gene Ontology annotation, cellular component: synaptic membrane. The coding region runs from base 684 to 3116 and encodes 810 amino acids. NCBI's taxonomy places the organism in Eukaryota, Metazoa, Chordata, Aves, Columbiformes, Columbidae.
UGAGGGGACCGGGGGGGACCUGUGGGGACUUGGAGGGAUCUGAGGGGACUGAGCUGAGCGGACAGGAACGAGCUGAGGGGACCCAAGGGAUCUGAGGGGACCGAACUGAGGGGACAAGAACGAGCUGAGGGGACCUGAGGGGACAGGAACGAUCUGAGGGGACCUGGGGGACCUGAGGGGACUGAACUGAGGGGACAAGAACAAGCUGAGGGGACCUGGGGGACCUGAGGGGACCGAACUGAGGGGACAAGAACGAGCUGAGGGGACCUGAGGGGACCGAACUGAGGGGACAAGAACGAGCUGAGGGGACCUGAGGGGACAGGAACGAGCUGAGGGGACCUGGGGGAACAAGAACAGGCUGAGGGGACCUGAGGGGACUUGUGGGGACCUACGGGUACCUGGGGGGACCUGAGGGGACAGGAACGGGCUGAGGGGACCUGGAGGGACCUGAGGGGACCCAAAGGACCGAAGGGACCUGAGGGGACUGAGGUGAGGGGACAGGAACGGGCUGAGGGGACCAAAGAGACCUGAGGGGACUUGUAGGGACCUAAGGGUACCUGGGGGGACCUGAGGGGACAAGAACGGGCUGAGGGGACUUGUGGGGACCUGAGGGGACUGAGGGGAACUGGAGGGACUUGAGGGGACCAAGGGGACCUGAGGGGACCUGAGGGGCCUGGGGGGCGAUGGCGGAGCCGCUGCUGCGCCGAACGUUCUCCCGCCUGAGGGGCCGCGACCGCCCGAAGAAACUGGAGGUCAAGGACAGAGAGACCUCCCCCCCGAGCCCCGACUCCCCGACAACCCCGGAGGUGCCAGCGCCGGAUCCCCCAUCACCCCACAAGCAAAACCACCCCCCGAAACCCCCCCGGGACACGAGUGACAUCGGUGACACCGACGAUGACGAUCCAGGGGACGACGCGGCAAAUGGCCCCGGUGAUUUUGGGGGGGGCGGCAGGAGCCCCCCCCAUGGUUCCUACCUGCAGAGCCUGGAGCGGAGCAGCCGGCGCUGGGUGUUGGGACACGAGGAACCGGGAGGUGACACCGAUGGCGGUGCCACCACCAGCGGGGACAUCUGGUACAACCCCAUCCCUGAAGACGACGACCCCCGGGGGGGACACGGCAAAGAGUCCCCCUCCCAAAUAAGCUGGGAAGAGCCCCCCCGGAGCGCGAUGGGGACUUUGGGGACAGGGGACGUCGGUGGCACUCGAGAGGAGCCGGGAGCUGGGAGGACCCAGGCGUUCGGCAAGACACCUCUCCCCUGUGUCACCACGGGGACCACCCCGUCCCCUCCCACCAGCCCCAAAAAGAGCCGUUCUCUCCCCAAAACCAAAUCCCCCGGCACCGUCCGCCGCCUCUCGCUCAAGAUGAAGAAACUCCCGGAGCUUCGGCGCAAACUGAGCUUACGGAGCCCCCGCCCUCGGGGACACGAUGACAACGGGGGACACUCCGGUGCCACCUCCCCGCGCGGCGUCAUCACCCGCUACCACCUGGACACCUCGGUGGCUUCGCCGGCGCCGCCGCCGCGACCCAAACCAACCGGUUACCUGAGCGACGGCGACUCCCCGGAGCUCCCGGUGAAAACCCGCGGGGACGCCGCCGACGGUGACGCCGCCUUGGACGUCACCGCGUUCCGUCCCUACAGCUGCGAUGACACUUCGGCGCUUGGCCCCGUGUCGGGUUUGGUCGCCGUUCACCUCCGCGGCGUCCGGGAUCUGAAACCGGCAGCGCCGAGUGCCGAGCCGCGGGAUUAUUUCUGCGUCUUGCAGGUGGAUUCGGCCAAACGGGCGCGGACGGCGCUGGUGCCGGCGCAGGGGGCGGCGCUGGGGCUCAACCAUAACUUCAACCUGGAGCUGGAGGCCGCGCGGCACCUCAAGGUUAUGGUGUUUGCGUGGGACGCGGCGGCGCGGCGGAACCGGCUCUGCGGCCACGGCACCGUGGGGCUGCCGCAUGUCUUCCGAGAUCACCGAACGCAACAACUCGCCGUGCGGCUCCAACCCCGCGGGAUCCUCUACACCAAACUCACCUUGGUGCGGCAAAACCCCCAACCCGGCGCUCCACAACCCCCUUUUGGGGCAGAAACCCCCAGUUUUGGCUCAGAACCCCCCAGUUUUGGCUCGGAACCCCGUGUUUUUGGCUCGGAACCCCGCGUUUUCGGCGUGGAGCUCCGGCGCCUCGUGGAGCGGGAGAACUCGCCCACCAAAGUGCCGCUUCUCAUCCAAAAAUGCGUCGCCGAGAUCGAGCGGCGCGGGUUGAAGGUGGUGGGGUUGUACCGGCUCUGCGGUUCGGCCGCCGUCAAGAAGGAGCUUCGGGACGCGUUCGAGAGGGACAGCGCGGCCGUGACGCUGUCGGAGCGGCGCUACCCGGACAUCAAUGUUGUCACCGGUGUCCUGAAGGAUUUCCUGCGGGAGCUGCCGUCCCCACUCAUCCCCCCCGGGUUGUACCGGGCGGUGUUGGGGACAAUGGGGACAUUGGGGACACUGGGGACAACAGGGAGCCACCGCGAGGCCACGACGCUGCUUGACGGGCUGCCCGAGCCCGAGAAGGCCACCCUGACGUGUCUCCUGGACCACCUGAGCCUGGUGGCCUCGUUCCGCGACUGCAACCGCAUGACCCCGCAGAACCUGGCCGUGUGUUUCGGGCCGGUCCUGCUCGCCCGUCCCCCUGUCCCCGACGUCACCGAUGUCACCGACGUCACCGCCGCCCGUCCCCGAUGUCCCCGAGGUCCCCAAGGUGACGUCCCCGUCGACUUCAAGUGUCACCUGGAGGUUCUGCACUACCUGCUGCGGGCCUGGCCGGCCCCUCCCCCCCGCGCUGUCCCCCCAGCACUGCGCCUGGACCUGCCGCCGGUGACACCAGUGACACCAUCUGUGCCACCGCUGGUGACACCGCGGCCACGUCCCCGUGGCCCCGAGAGCCCCCCCAGCAACCGCUACGCCGGAGACUGGAGCGUCUGUGACCCCCCCGGUCCCCAGGGGACAGCGGGUGACACGGGUGACACCGCCAUGGGGACGCGUUUUGGGGACAUUGGGGACAGUCCCCGGCUCAGCCUGAGGGACUUUGAUGCUUUGAUCCGGGAGCUGGAGCGGGAGCUGGCGCAGCCCAUCGAUGUGUGUCUGUGACAUCGGGGACAUCGGGGACAUCGGGGGACGGUGACGGGAGGCGGUGGCACUUGGUGGCCUUGGGUUUGAAUGGAGGGGAGAGGAGGGACGGUGGGGACAACACAGGGAUCCCGGUGACAAAACAGGGACAUGGUGACACCACAGGGACUUUGGUGACAACACAGGGACCUGGUGACAACACAGGGACCCAAAUGACACCAGUGGGACCCUGGGGACACCACAGGGACCCCGGUGACAACACAGGGACCCCGGUGACACCACAGGGACAUCGAUGACAACACAGGGACCUGGUGACACCACAGGGACCCAAAUGACACCAGUGGGACCCUGGGGACACCACAGGGACCUCAGUGACAACACAGGGACCUUGGUGACAACACAGGGACCUGGUGACACCACAGGGACCCAAAUGACACCAGUGGGACCCUGGGGACACCACAGGGACCCCGGUGACAACACAGGGACCCCGGUGACAACACAGGGACCCAAAUGACACCAGUGGGACCCCGGUGACAACACAGGGACCUCAGUGACAACACAGGGACCUGGUGACACCACAGGGACCCCGGUGACACCACAGGGACCUGGUGACACCACAGGGACCUUAGUGGCACAACAGGGACCUUGGUGACACCACAGGGACUUUGGUGACACCACAGGGACCCAAAUGACACCAGUGGGACCCUGGGGACACCACAGGGACCUCAGUGGCACAACAGGGACCUUGGUGACAACACAGGGACCUGGUGACACCACAGGGACCCCAGAGACACGGGUGGGACCUCAGUGACAACACAGGGACCCAAAUGACACCACAGGGACCUGGUGACACCACCGGGACCCCGGUGACACCAGUGGGACAGUCCCCAGAUUGUCACUUGACCAUGCCCAAAUUGUCACUUGUGUCCCCAAGGUGGUGACACUCACAUUGAUGUCACAGGACACAGGGGGGACGCAGUGACACUUUAUGGCCAUGGGGACACAUCUGUCCCCUGGCUUGGGAACCAAUGGACAAACAGUGUAGGUGACAACAGUGUCACUUGUCCCCAAGGGUCCCUGACCCCCCCAGGGUGACCUGACCCCCCCCAGCGCUGCCACCGCUUUGUCAUUGUCACCAGCAAUAAACACUCACUGCCA